AUGAAUAGCUUGGUUGGGCUAGCCCACUUAGCUACAGGGCAGAACAAUGAGCAAAACAAUUUUGACAAUCAAAAUAAGUACGUGGAGGAAGGCGUCGUUGCUGUAUGUCGUAUGCUCCUUAAUAAAGAGAAAGAAAUGAGUCCGUCACGUCGCAGCUCGGCAUAUGCACGCUUGGUGAUUGAGAAAUUGUUUCAAAACAAAUCAAUAGAUUUGUGUGGAAUUAUGCCACCGAAUGGAGGACCGCAAGUGGCCCAACAUCCCUAUCAUGUUGUUCAUGAGGUCAUCCACAGCAGAUCUUCGUUUUUUGAGACCAUCCUAGAGGCUGACGACGGGCUUUCUAAUGAGCUGUGGUUUGCGAUUUGUCAGCAGGCAGACAUGAGCCUUCAGCCAACAACUCAAUCUGCUGAUAGCGUGCUUAUGCAGACCGUAUCAUUUUAUGUAACGCGACUUUUGCCCACGGAGCACAAUGUACCAAGUGUUGGCCGUGCUCCUUUGGUCAGUGAAAUUGGUCAUCGAAAGCAUACUCCACUGGAUCUCUUCCUGCCAACGUCUCCGAGUUCUCUCCACUGUCGCCCACCGUUCUCUUCUCAUCUUUAUACGUUCCUCUAUACUUUUCUUGAACAGUGUCCUACUGCGUUCAUAUUCAAAGAUCUUGUUCAAUGUUGGAUGACGUUUUGCCGUCCUUGGCGAUACGCGGACGCGUUAAUGACCCUUUCUAAUGCGGACUUCUUGAGAGGUCCAUGGAUGCCGUUCAUACGGGUUCAUGAGAAGUUCUAUAGAAUUCUGCUCGGCAAAAUAUUACGAAGAGUAGCAAUGUUCGACCUGACUGCAGAAAGUGUUAAAGUUAUCCGCACCGCUGUGGAAUUCUCGUGGAAGGAGCCAAUGGUAUCGAUGCUUAGGGAGUUGGGCGUCAAUUCUCGACCCCAUACGCGACAGCUUUUAGAGACAGUUGUUGCGAAUUUACGACCAAUGAAAAUCGCGGUCACUUAUACACAACAGGCGCAGAAGCAAUCUCUGUGGGAUAUCAUAUUUGGAGCACCUGAGCCACCAUCCGUUCGCGAGCAAUGCGAAGUCAUCGAGUGCGUAGAGGGAAUACUUUCUGAAGCUGACGCAAACAUGGGUACUCAUUUUAUUGCUGAGGUAACUCCCCCGAAUGCCGAUAAUGCAAGUACUCUAUCGAACCGUACACCUCAACUGUCGGAAACUCCAAAGCGAGCACCUCCUCGGCUACUUCCCGAUCAUGUCAGGGAUCCCGUCACAGGACUUAUGUAUCUUACCGAGCUCGGA
Messenger RNA from Ostertagia ostertagi, 1287 nucleotides. The record is from the annotation of a GenBank genome assembly. NCBI's taxonomy places the organism in Eukaryota, Metazoa, Nematoda, Chromadorea, Rhabditida, Trichostrongylidae.